CACCUACACUUAAAAAGUGAGCAUGGCUACGUUAGACGAUAAACUAUUGGGCGAGAAGCUGGAAAACUAUUGCAGCAGCAGCGAAGAUGAAGCUGCGGAUGAUGAUUGCGAUUCGAGCGAAGCCUCCGGUACGGGAAAGUCAGGCGGUAAGCAGGGUUCAUCUUCCUCAAAAUCCCAAUUUCGUAGCGUGGUCGAUAUGGAACAACCGACGCUGACGCAGAACAAAACGCAUUGGACGGGAACGACGGGCAAUACGGGUCCGAAGGGAGUGAUACAGGACUGGCAACGGUUCAAGCAACUGGAAGCGGAACGGCGCGAACAGGAUGAAGCGGAAAAGUUGCGCUUGCUCAAAAAGCUCAGCAUUACGGCACGCACCAAGGAGGAAGAUAAAGCGGCCGAAGCGAUGAGCGAACUGGAUGCCGAGUUUCAGGAGUUAAUGGAUGAGGACUUUCUGCUAGAAUACCAGCGCAAACGAAUGAACGAGAUGCUUGCCUUGAUGGACAAAAAGGGUUGCUAUGGCGAGCUGAUCCAUCUGAAGGAUGGGGGAGAUUUUUUGCAAGCCGUCGAUAAGGAAGAUAAAAACACGACCGUUGUGAUACAUAUCUAUCGUGAAAAGUAUGGCCCAUGCGUGAAGAUGAAUGAAGCACUCACGAAACUGGCGAAGGAGUACACGAACGUGAAGUUUUGCAAGUUUGUCAGCAGCGAUGCUGGCCUUAGCAACAUGUUUAAAGCUUCCGGCGUACCGGCCCUGCUGAUCUACAAGGGUGGUCAGAUGAUCGGGAACUUUGUAAAGCUGGUCGAUGACCUUAGCGAUGAGUUUGAUUUCAGCGAUGUCGAGAGCUUUCUGGUGGAGAAUGGCAUCAUCAAUGACAAAACCUGCAAACCGACUAUCGUUGAGCAGAAAUAGAACCCGAGAAAGA
This is a messenger RNA of Anopheles maculipalpis, 920 nucleotides long. RefSeq names its product phosducin-like protein. Gene Ontology annotation, biological process: regulation of G protein-coupled receptor signaling pathway. The transcript has a single exon. Lineage: Eukaryota; Metazoa; Arthropoda; Insecta; Diptera; Culicidae. The coding region runs from base 23 to 907 and encodes 294 amino acids. The record is from RefSeq and is a predicted model, not a curated record.